Equus caballus (horse) is the source of this 1483-nucleotide messenger RNA. It is a transcript of the gene HTR3A, whose product is annotated as 5-hydroxytryptamine receptor 3A. Lineage: Eukaryota; Metazoa; Chordata; Mammalia; Perissodactyla; Equidae. Gene Ontology annotation, biological process: regulation of membrane potential; signal transduction; nervous system process. Gene Ontology annotation, cellular component: synapse; neuron projection; postsynaptic membrane. The record is from RefSeq and is marked provisional. Gene Ontology annotation, molecular function: acetylcholine-gated monoatomic cation-selective channel activity; serotonin-gated monoatomic cation channel activity.
UGAGGCACCCCCACACCGCGGGAAGCUCACCAUGCUGCUGUGGGUGCCACGGGCGCUGCUCGCCUUACUUCUGCCCAUGCUCCUGGCACAGGGAGAAGCCAGGCUCAGGGGGGUGCCCCACACCCAUAACACCUCCAGGCCCGCUUUGCUGAGGCUGUCAGAUUACCUCCUGGCCAACUACGAGAAGGGCGUGCGACCCGUACGGGACUGGAGGAAGCCAACCACCGUAUCCAUUGAUGUCAUCGUCUAUGCCAUCCUCAGCGUGGAUGAGAAGAAUCAGGUGCUGACCACCUACAUCUGGUACCGACAGUACUGGACUGAUGAGUUUCUCCAGUGGAACCCUGAGGACUUUGACAACAUCACCCAGUUGUCCAUCCCCACGGACAGCAUCUGGGUCCCGGACAUUCUCAUCAACGAGUUUGUGGAUGUGGGGAAGUCUCCAAAUAUCCCGUACGUGUAUGUCCGGCAUUGCGGUGAGGUCCAGAACUACAAGCCCCUCCAGGUGGUGACCGCCUGCAGCCUUGACAUCUACAACUUCCCCUUCGAUGUACAGAACUGCUCCCUGACCUUCACCAGCUGGCUGCACACCAUCCAGGAUAUCAACAUCACCCUGCUGCGCUUACCAGAAAAAGUGAAGUUCGACAAGAGCGUCUUCAUGAACCAGGGCGAGUGGGAGCUCCUGGAGGUGCUGCCUCAGUUUCAGAAGUUCAGUCUCGAAAGCAGCAACUAUUACGCAGAAAUGAAGUUCUACGUGGUCAUCCGUCGGCGGCCCCUGUUCUAUGCGGUCAGCCUGCUGUUGCCCAGUAUCUUCCUCAUGGUCAUGGACAUCGUGGGCUUCUACCUGCCCCCGGACAGUGGCGAGAGGGUCUCCUUCAAGAUCACACUCCUCCUGGGCUACUCAGUCUUCCUGAUCAUUGUGUCCGACACUCUGCCAGCCACCGCCAUCGGCACUCCCCUCAUUGGUGUCUACUUCAUCGUGUGCAUGGCUCUGCUGGUGAUAAGCUUGGCUGAGACCAUCUUGAUCGUGCGGCUGGUACACAAGCAAGACCUGCAGCAGCCCGUGCCAGCCUGGCUGCAGCACCUGGUUCUGGAGAGAGUCACCUUGCUCCUUUGCCUAGGGGAGCAGUUAACCUCUCAAAGGCCCACCACCACCUCCCAAGCCACUAAGACUCAUGACUGCUCAGAGGUGGGAAACCACUGCAGCCAUUUGGGAGGACCCCAGGACUGUGAGAAGACCCCAAGGGGCAGAGGCAGCCCUCCGCCACCGCCGCGGGAGGCCUCCCUGGCUGCGCGUGGGCUGCUGCAGGAGCUGGCCUCCAUCCGGCACUUCCUGGAGAAGCGAGAUGAGAGCCGAGAGGUGGCCCGGGACUGGCUGCAUGUGGGCUCCGUGCUGGACAGGCUGCUCUUCCGCAUCUACCUGCUGGCGAUGCUGGCCUACAGCGUCACCCUGGUCACGCUCUGGUCCAUCUGGCGGUAUUCCUGA